AUGAGACGAGACUGGGAAGCUCAGGUGGUCGAGCCAGCCAACGCAGGAGCGGCUGGCAUUCCAGUGAAGGAAAGGGUGAAAGUCUCUCAGAACUGGAGGCACGGACGCUGCCGGAGGGAGACGGUCCUGAAAUGGAAAUGCAAUUUGAUGCCCUGGAUGGAGCUGGAUGGCGAGUAUCUCUACCUGUCUCAAGCGGAGAACAUCCAGGCCUACCGGCUCUGUCCAGAUGGUACAGGUUUGCAGCGUCACCCUCAAGCUAUUUUCUCUGGCCACCAGGAGGACGUAUGUCGCUUUGUUCUUGUCAACUCCCACAUCGUCAGUGGAGGGGGAGAUGGAAAUAUUGUCCUUCACAAGAUCCAUGGCUCCUACAGCGUCAAGUUCUCUGCGCACGAACAGGAGGUGAACUGUGUGGACUUCCAAGGUGGCCUCAUUGUCAGCGGCUCCCGGGACAGAACAGCGAAGGUUUGGUCCCUGUCCGCGGGCAGAGUUGGGCAGUGUCUACAUACAGUGCAGACAGAGGAUCGAGUGUGGUCCAUUGCUAUCAGCCCAUUAUUAAGCUCGUUUGUGACGGGGACAGCCUGCUGUGGACACACCUCACCUCUGAGAAUCUGGGACCUUGAGAGCGGUCAGCUGUUGACCUCUUUAGGGACUGACUUCCACCGUGGAGCUGGAGUCCUUGAUGUCUUCUACGAAACGCCCUCCCUUCUCCUUUCUUGUGGGUAUGACACCUACAUCCGCUACUGGGACAUACGGACUAGCACCAGGAAGUGCGUCCAGGAGUGGGAAGAGCCCCAUGACAGUGCCCUGUACUGCAUAAGGAGUGACAAGAACCAUAUGAUUGCCAGCGGCUCUUCUUACUACGGCGUGGUGCGCCUCUGGGAUAAGCGGCAGACUCGGUGCCUGCAGAGCUUUCACCUGUCUUCACCCACCAGCAGCCCAGUGUACUGCCUCCGUUUCAGUACCACCCAUCUGUACGCUGCCCUGGCAUCAGCCCUGCACGUCCUAGACUUCACGGCCCCGUGAAGGGCACCACAGCUGCUUCUGGUCACCCCAACUCAGCAGAGUUGACACUUGGCUCAGGGAAUCGCAGGGCAGGAGAGGUGAGAAUGGCCCCCAAGGCUUCUGAAGGGAUUUUUUGCCUGCCAGAAAGCUACAUUGAAGAGUGCACAAAGGGCCAGACUUUCUCACCUCACCUGCCCGUUAGUGGAAAUAAAGGCUGAUUGUCCUUUUUAUUUUGUGCAAAUCAGGGUUUGUUUUAUUAACUGUGUUCUUUUUUUCUUUUUUUUUUUUUUUUUUUUUUUU
Molecule: messenger RNA, 1302 nt
Organism: Aptenodytes forsteri (emperor penguin)
Lineage: Eukaryota; Metazoa; Chordata; Aves; Sphenisciformes; Spheniscidae
Gene: FBXW4
Product: F-box and WD repeat domain containing 4
Exons: 9
Coding region: 1-1023 (340 amino acids)
Biological process (GO): SCF-dependent proteasomal ubiquitin-dependent protein catabolic process
Cellular component (GO): SCF ubiquitin ligase complex
Molecular function (GO): protein binding
Source: RefSeq, a predicted model, not a curated record